Morchella sextelata is the source of this 1542-nucleotide messenger RNA. RefSeq lists its product as uncharacterized. The transcript is spliced from 7 exons. Gene Ontology annotation, cellular component: membrane. Gene Ontology annotation, biological process: transmembrane transport; carbohydrate transport. Bases 1 to 1542 code for a protein of 513 amino acids. The record is from RefSeq and is a predicted model, not a curated record. NCBI's taxonomy places the organism in Eukaryota, Fungi, Ascomycota, Pezizomycetes, Pezizales, Morchellaceae. Gene Ontology annotation, molecular function: carbohydrate:proton symporter activity.
AUGGGGUUCCUUCAAAGAUUCCUUCCACCUGACGAUCGCCAUGCGGCACUCAUGCUGUAUGGAAUGGUCUUUGCGACCUGUUUCAACGGUUACGAUGCUGGUAUCAUGAGUGUGAUUUUGGCAGAUAAGCAAUUUCAGGACUAUUAUUCGGUAGAUGCGAACAGGUCUGGAAUUAUUGCCACUAUUCCAUGGGCUACUACUGGUUUUGCGCAGUUGUUCGUGGCGGGGACUUUGGCGAAUAUGGUUGGGAGGUUGUGGGCGUUGAGAAUCUCGAUUGCUGUAAUGAUUGUCGGAGUUGUGGUUCAAGUAGUACCAAACACCUUCGGAGUGCUCAUUCUUGGGCGUCUUAUAACCGGUCUCGGUUUUGGUUGCGUAUAUGUUGCUACCAACCUUUAUGUCGCUGAAUGUGCACCUACAAAACUUCGUGGCAGCUUUGUAGGCACUGUAUCGCAAUUUGGCUACCAGCUCGGUACCCUCAUUGCCUUCUGGGCAGGAUACGGAAUGUCGUUUCAUAAAUCUCCUAACAAUAUAGCAUGGAGGGUCUCGAACGCCAUCCAGAUUCCUAUUGGGGUCUUUUUCAUUGUUCUAUCAUUCUGGUACCCAGAGUCGCCUCGAUGGCUGCUCGAAAGAUAUCCUGACGACCCAACCACCGCCCUCAACAUCCUCGCCAAAAUCCGCUCUGGCACCCCCGACAGCCCGCACGUACAGCUCGAAUUCCGCGAACUCGUCAUGUCUCGCGAGUACCGGCAGCGCCACUCCACUCCUGGAUAUUGGGGUCUCCUUAAAGACCCUGCCAUGCGUAAAAGACUUCUUUACGGUUUCUAUACCGCAGCACUACAGCAAAUGGGUGGUAUUGCGGCAGUGACAAUGUAUGCAGUCCUAAUCUACCAGUCACUGGGCUGGGAUUCUGGAUCUCAGGCACUGGCAAUAAACGGGAUCCAGAGCGUUCUUCAGCUGUUCAUUGUGCUGGUUAAUACGUUUACUGUGGAUCGUUUUGGGAGGAAGACCUUACUGCUGGCAGGGUUCUCGAUACAGGCAGGAGCGCUGCUGAUCCUAUCGUCGUUGACCACUUCAUUUCCUGAUAACCAAAAUAAAGCUGCGGCGGUGGCGGAGGUUGCAAUGUUGUUUAUUGUAGGAUUAACAUACUGCUGGUCCAAUGGCCCAAUUGCACCAAUCGUGGCAUCUGAGAUCUUCCCACAGCAUGUGCGAGAUAAAGCAUUUGGGCUAUCCAUGUUGGGGCAAACAUCGUUUUUGUUGGCUAUUACGCAGCCGUGGCCUGGCUUUAAUGAGGAUGUGGGGGCGAAGAGUUAUUGGUUGCUGUUUUCACUGAACGUGGUCGCUUUGAUUUCGGUGUAUGUGAUCCUGCCAGAGACGAAAAACAUCUCUCUAGAGAGGAUGGACAAGUUAUUUGGACAGGUUGAUGUUGUAGAGGCAGGAGAAGAGGAGGCAUUGGAUAGGAAGGUCGCCGCCCUGGGAGAGGAUAAAGAUGGCACUACAUUGGAGCUAAGGGAACAUACGGCUCAAGGACAGCAGCAGGCGUAG